Morchella importuna is the source of this 429-nucleotide messenger RNA. RefSeq lists its product as uncharacterized. NCBI's taxonomy places the organism in Eukaryota, Fungi, Ascomycota, Pezizomycetes, Pezizales, Morchellaceae. The record is from RefSeq and is a predicted model, not a curated record. The transcript is spliced from 6 exons. Bases 1 to 429 code for a protein of 142 amino acids.
AUGAUCUACAUAGGGGUUCAGAAUAAGGCUCUGCACAAGACCUCACUUAUACUCCACGUCAAAAGACAUUAUGAGAACAACGCAGAGGACACUCUGGGCAGCGAUGGAAAAUGCUACAAUUGCAAAGAACGCCGACUUCUUAUUAAGAACUUAACCACAAUCAGCGGUACCAGGAGCAGCUUUGCAGGGUACGCCAUCUUUCUGUUCCGCAAACAUGGGUGCAGAGCCCCUCCAAAACGCCUCAUCGCAUCAUGCGUCACUUGGGAUUAUAGGUUCGAACCCCCCGCCACACCCCGCCCUUCCGUUCUAGCUAGAGUUUCACGCCUCUUGCCCCUGCCGCUUCACACCGAAUUCCGCUUGGGGCCUAGGCUGAUACUCGCACCACCCUUGGUAACUGCGGAAUUUUCUGCUUUGAAAUAUGACAGAUAA